AUGUCUUGGCUGUCGCCCAUGUCAUGGGCCAAGUGGACGUGGACAGCAGUCCGGGGAGCAGAGGAGGUGGAGGGCCAGGAGGUGAAGGAGGAGAAUGGACUGCUGCCCUGCGGAGGGCAGCGAGAGGAGGAGGAAGAGAGAUUUCAAGGCUGCAGUUCAGACUCAGAGGGCCACUUUGAAACCCCAGAGGCUCAGAGCCCUGUCCACGCUCCACUCCAAUUCCCAGAAGAGCUCGAGACCUUCACCACUGACAGAGCAGAUGCUCUGGGGGAGGAAGAUGAACAGCUGAUAGUGUCUGGCCCAGCCAGGGAUCCAGCUCCUAGCCUCCUCUUUAACCAGAACAUGGGUCAGGCCAAGCCCCCCUUGGCCCCUGAGGAGGAGGCCCCUAAGGAGGGGCCACAAACACUGCCCAACACCACAGACACUGCAGAGGUUCAACCCCCAAUAGCAGGCCCAUCAGCCCAGACCAAUGGAGCAGCAAAGGCCACUGCUUCUCUAGACUUAGGUCUACCUGAGGAGGAUAGACCACUGGCUACUUCUCUAGACUUAGGCCUAACUGAGGAGGAUAGACCACUGGCUACUUCUGUAGACUUAGGCCUAACUGAGGAGGAUAGACCACUGGCUACUUCUCUAGACUUAGGCCUACCUGAAGAGGAGAGGCCACUUGCUACCUCUCUAGACUUAGGCCUAACUAAGGAGGCUAGCAGUACAGAGACGCUUUGUAAUGGACACCCCAUAGAGACCAUCCCUGAACCUCAGGCCAAACACACUAAAACCAUACCCCCUUCCCUGAAGAUAAAGGGAGCCUUUUCCAGGGCUAGUGCACAGAGGGACGGGGACAGUGAUAUCACCCUAGUCCCUAAGGCUAGCUACAACUUCAACCUGGACCAAUUCGACAACAGCUUCAAUCCGUUGGCCAGCGGCGGCUACAAAAUUCAGAACUCCCCGGCAGCUUUUGCAGCCGAUGCCCUGCCCACAAUGGAGUCGCUACCUGUACCUAGCUCCCUGCCCACACUGGGGUCGUUACCUGUAUGCAGCUCUUCUCCACCGCUUUGUGGGACUAGUUCCUCACCUAAAAUGGACGUUGAGGAGGUCAAAGAUUCAGCAUCGGAGGCAUCAGAGGAGCCCAAGCCUGUGAAGAUGGAGUUUGGGUUAGACGAGGCAGUCGAGGUAAAAAAAACACCGCCCAGGAGGAUGGGUAAAAAGCCCAGCAGCAAGCUCGCCGUCAAGAAACCAAGGGCAAAAGCAACGACAACAGUACCUGCCCUAACGCCGGCACCCGAACCAGUAAUAGCUGAACCGGUAGUAGAGACGGUUUCAGAAACGACUUCCGAACCGCUUUCCAUGCCAGGUGCCUCCUUAAGUUUGGACGACGUUCCUAUUCCCAAGUCCACUUAUAACUUUGACCCCAACCAGUGGGAUGACCCUAAUUUGAACCCGUUUGGGGGUGGUGGUGUCAAAAUAAGUAGUUCCCCGGUUUUGCCCAAAGGAUCCUACAGCUUUGAUCCUCACAACUUUGACAACUAUGUGGACCCUUUUAAGCCAUCUACAGCCCUGGGCAGCGAGAACUCAACCUCCCAGGAUACCCCACUUCCUCCGCCAGCAGAGGAAGCAGUGAAACCAAAGCUGGAGCAGCCCCUGGAUGAGGGGAAGAGAAUGUGUCAGACUCCAAAGAAAAGCAAGGACAGGAUCAUCACGAAUUCGUGUAAGGUGAAGAAGUAUGAAAACCAGUCCCUGGUCCUGAAUGUCUGCAAUCAGGAAGAGGAUGUGGUGGUGUCACAGGUCCAAGAAAUGCCCCGCCGCAUUCGCCAUGCCACCGAUGAGGAAAAGCUGGCUUGCAGUGAAAUCAUGGACCAGAAAGCCAAUGAGGAGGCCGGGAUGGAGGUGGAGGAGGAAGAAGACUCAGUGUGUGCCAAAGGCCCAGCUAAAGGCCCAACCAAAGGCCCAGCUAAAGGCCCAACCAAAGGCCCAGCUAAAGGCCCAACCAAAGGCCUGGCCAUCACAGACAAUGUCAAAAGCCAGGCAAUGCUGGAUGGGCCACAGGCGAAGAUAACACACUAUAUGAAGGAAAAUGAGAUUUUCAUUUCAAGUGAAGAGCUGUCAAUCACCCCAAGGCCAAAGUUGAUUGGCUGCAAGGGACAGGAUGACAAAGGUAGUCCCUCCUCCAUGGAUACCAUAUCGCUAAAUGAGAUGGACAAAGCAGCGGUGCUCACCUUGAUCAGAGAGGAGAUAAUCACUAAAGAGAUAGAGGCCAACGAGUGGAAGAGAAAGUAUGAAGACAGUCAUAUGGAGGUGUUAGAGAUGAGGAAAAUAGUGGUGGAGUACGAGAAAACAGUUGCACAGAUGAUUGAGGAUGAGCAGCACAAGAGGAGUGUCCUGGGCUCCCAGAAGAGUGUCCGGCAGGUGACUCUGGAGCGGGACCAGGCCCUGGCCGACCUCAACUCUGUGGAGCGCUCACUCUCGGACCUCUUUAGACGUUACGAGAACAUGAAGACCAUCCUGGAAGGAUUUAAGAAGAAUGAAGAGGUGCUGAAGAAGUGUGCCCAAGAGUAUCUGGUCCGCGUCAGACAGGAGGAGCAGAGAUACCACACACUCAAGAUCCACGCUGAGGAAAAACUAGACAAGGCUAAUGAAGACAUAGCCCAGGUGCGCUCCAAGGCCGACUCAGAGAGUGUGGCUCUUCAUGCCAGCCUGAGGAAAGAGCAGAUGAAGGUGGACUCCUUGGAGAGAGCCCUCCACCAGAAGAAUCAAGAAAUCGAGGAGCUCACAAAGAUCUGUGACGAACUAAUAGCAAAGCUCGGGACAUCAGACUGA
Messenger RNA from Salvelinus namaycush (lake trout), 2814 nucleotides. RefSeq names its product transforming, acidic coiled-coil containing protein 1 (gene tacc1). The transcript is spliced from 13 exons. The coding region runs from base 1 to 2814 and encodes 937 amino acids. Gene Ontology annotation, cellular component: cytoplasm. The record is from RefSeq and is a predicted model, not a curated record. Gene Ontology annotation, biological process: cerebral cortex development; cell population proliferation; mitotic spindle organization. NCBI's taxonomy places the organism in Eukaryota, Metazoa, Chordata, Actinopteri, Salmoniformes, Salmonidae.